CGGUUCGGUCACUGUGAACGCCAGAGAAGCGGUCGUUGUAAAGAUCUUGUGUUUUGCAACUCUUUCUGUUCCCUUCUCCGUCGUAGCUACAAAUCAUAAUCGCGCAAGUUUUUUCUCCUCCGUAGGCCGAAUAAAUCAGCUUUGAUUCAGAGAUGGCGGCUGCUUUGUCGAGCAGGUUUCUCAACACCGUUCGCUCUACCAGAUUGGCAUCUGUAUCAUCAAUCUAUCAAAAUGGGAUGAUGAGAUACUCCACUACAGUUCCCAGCGAUUCAGACACACAUGAUGACUUUAAGCCUACCCAGAAAGUCCCUUCUGGUUCCACGGACUCGCUCAAGGAUCUCGUUGAGAAUGAUGUGAAGGAGAAUCCAGUUAUGAUCUACAUGAAAGGAGUCCCUGAAGCUCCUCAGUGUGGGUUUAGCUCACUCGCCGUUAGGGUUCUCCAACAGUAUAAUGUUCCUGUCGGUGCUAGAAACAUUCUUGCAGAUCCAGAGAUCAAAGAAGCUGUGAAAUCCUUCAGCCAUUGGCCAACAUUUCCACAGAUCUUCAUCAAGGGAGAGUUUAUUGGAGGCUCAGACAUCAUCCUCAACAUGCACAAGGAAGGUGAACUGGAGGAGAAGCUUAAAGACGUCUCUGCAAACCAAAAGUCUCAGUAAGCUUCCAAGCCUGAAGUUAUGCGUAACUGCUGAUGAAUGAAGUUAUUAUUAUGUUUUUCUUUUUGUUUAUUUUACAUAAGAAUGCAUUUUGAUGUACGGUAAUAAUGAAAGUCUCGAGAAACUUGGAAUGAACAAAACUUGAUAUUUAUAUUAUUAAAGAACCUUUAUUUCAUUA
Messenger RNA from Raphanus sativus (radish), 828 nucleotides. RefSeq names its product monothiol glutaredoxin-S15, mitochondrial. The transcript has 6 exons. NCBI's taxonomy places the organism in Eukaryota, Viridiplantae, Streptophyta, Magnoliopsida, Brassicales, Brassicaceae. The record is from RefSeq and is a predicted model, not a curated record. Bases 153 to 653 code for a protein of 166 amino acids.